Molecule: messenger RNA, 930 nt
Organism: Sipha flava (yellow sugarcane aphid)
Lineage: Eukaryota; Metazoa; Arthropoda; Insecta; Hemiptera; Aphididae
Exons: 5
Coding region: 391-855 (154 amino acids)
Biological process (GO): 7-methylguanosine cap hypermethylation
Cellular component (GO): nucleus
Molecular function (GO): RNA cap trimethylguanosine synthase activity
Source: RefSeq, a predicted model, not a curated record
GAGCGAUUGUAAUUGAUUGCGUUCUGCUUCAUCUGCGGAUGGCCAUGGUUCCUGGUCUGGUUGACAGAGGAUCAAGCCUGUCGAGGUUCCGCGCAUCACGGUUGUUGCACAGGACCGGAAGAACUGCGAAACGGCUCUCUGAUUCGCGAUGACGUCGGUGGUCAAACGGCUACCAGUCCCGCAGCCUUUACGGAUUGCAGCUCUCAAACGGACCCCGUCACCACCAUCUGCGCACGAGUGGCCAAACGCGACUUCGCAUGCGGCGACUCCUGCGUAACGUUCGUUGACACGUGCGCACAGACUUGCCCGUCCGCCGGUGAAGUCACGUCCGACGUCACCGAAGUUAGCAAGGAGGCGCAAUCUGCAUCGAUUUGCGACGCGGUUGACUCGAUGACGAGUGUCUGCAUGGCGGCAGAACAAGUCAGUCCGAUCGGUGACGACGAAGACGAAAUCGUCCCCUACGUACUACCGAAAAUGGAAGAAAAUCGCGCCAAAGAAUUGAACACCACCUACAAAUUGUGGGUAAAUCGGUUUGCACGAUUUUCAAAAUUCAACGACGGCAUCAUAGCAGACCCAGCGACCCUUUACUCCGGGCCUCCAGAAGUUUUGGCAAAACUGAUGGCUUCCAGGUGUAAGUCGCUGGGUACUGUGAUAAACCCGUUUUGCGGUUCCGGUGCGAUCGCGAUUCAACUGGUCAUGGUCUGCCGCAAAGUGACCCGGUCAAAAUCACGUUCGCCCGGAAUAAUGCUCGUGUGUACGGGGUCGAAAACCGAAUCGUCUUCCUGGUGGGUGACUUCUUUGUCAAUGCCCACUCGCUGCAUAGGGCAGACGGCAUCGUCAUGUCACCACCAGUGAACAUGACUAAAGAGGAAAUAGUGAAGUUAACCAAAUUGGCAAGUAGGGUGGCGCCGAAAGUUCUAAUGAGGUUAA